AUGACAGAAAAGAGGGGAUUCGACUCAGAGGGCGCUCAACUUGCCAGCAAGUCCAAAGCUGCGAGGUUCAAUACCCAUGUAUUGAAAAAGUUACAGGCCGCUGUCACGAAAGAUCCAGAGACCAACUUGGCCGAGCAAUUUCCCGCAGAAUAUCCGCAACGUCUCAUGGAAAUGAGAAAACCUAUCGAAAACCCACCGAAGAAAACCAAGUAUAAUCCUCAAGGUCUUUCCAAAGCCGAUGAAGACAUCCGACGAUCCCUUUGCCCAUCAGACCCGGUUGAAAUUAUCUUUCCUCUUUCGGAUAGGGUUGCAAAAUUACUCGAGUCGGUGUCACUAACAUGGGAGGAUUUGCCGGUCGGACUCUCUCAAAGGCUGAUUGAAGUCCUACAGAGCAGUGAAAUCCUUUGGAAAGCUCCCUUCGCUCGCCAGAAAGGAGUGUUCAAAUGCUCCGCAGAAAUUGUUGUCAAAGCGGUUCGCAACAUGGAGCACUAUACUGAAUACACCACUUUACAAUAUCUUGACCGUCAUAAGCCAGAUAUUCCAGCACCAAAGCCUCUUGGUUUAAAGGGACUCCUCUAG
Messenger RNA from Penicillium griseofulvum, 579 nucleotides. RefSeq lists its product as uncharacterized. Bases 1 to 579 code for a protein of 192 amino acids. The transcript has 3 exons. NCBI's taxonomy places the organism in Eukaryota, Fungi, Ascomycota, Eurotiomycetes, Eurotiales, Aspergillaceae. The record is from RefSeq and is a predicted model, not a curated record.